Messenger RNA from Helobdella robusta, 795 nucleotides. RefSeq lists its product as hypothetical. The coding region runs from base 1 to 795 and encodes 264 amino acids. The transcript has 3 exons. The record is from RefSeq and is a predicted model, not a curated record. NCBI's taxonomy places the organism in Eukaryota, Metazoa, Annelida, Clitellata, Rhynchobdellida, Glossiphoniidae.
AUGUUACUCUUCAAAAAUAUUUGUUAUUCUUUAAUUGUUUUGAUAUGCCGUAAUUUUGAUAAAAUCAUCUGUAAGUACAAUUCGGAGCGUUUAUACCGUAAAGAUGACAAUCUUCCUUUUACCUGUUUUGGUGACGCACCAAGUGCAACCCAUGAGAAUGUGUCUCUGGCAAGGUGCAGUCUUGCUUGCAACAAUUUGAAGAAUUGCUUAGUUUUCCAGUACUACGAAACGAAUAAAUGUGAUUUGUUUGUAACGUGGAGUAUUUGGAUCAAGCAAUCUGUUGGAGGAUGCUCAUUGUACACCAGGGCAGGGUUAUGCCCUCCUUCGUUUGUUUACUUUCCUUUGUCAAACUCUUGCUACAAAUUGGAGGUUGGAUCGUGGAACUGGGAGCAGGCGAGGAGCUGGUGCAACCAUCUGUCACCACCAUAUACAUUUCCUGCUAUUAUUAACACAACGAAAAAGAACGAUGCCGUGACGUUUUAUUUGAAUUCGAUAAAAGAUUCAAACAACAUUGAUUGUUAUAAUUCUGAUUACUUCUCACGAAAAAUGUGGAUUGGCGGGCAAAGAAUAGAUCCGGCAAAUGUUUUGACAAUUUUUGUUUGGAAGCCGUUUCCUAAUGUUGCACUAAGCCUGGGGAAUGAAACAUUUUGGUUUCCAACCCAACCGGAUGCGUUUUUGGGAUCGCUUUUUCUAGAAUCAUGCAUGACGUUCUGGCAUGAUAACUUCAAUUGGAAUGACCUAUCGUGCUAUUAUGCCAAAUGCGUGCUAUGUGAAGCUACACCAAUACUCAAUUGA